Hemicordylus capensis (graceful crag lizard) is the source of this 2763-nucleotide messenger RNA. It is a transcript of the gene CFAP69, whose product is annotated as cilia and flagella associated protein 69. Gene Ontology annotation, biological process: positive regulation of flagellated sperm motility; response to odorant; olfactory behavior. Bases 371 to 2698 code for a protein of 775 amino acids. Gene Ontology annotation, cellular component: sperm midpiece; non-motile cilium. The transcript has 20 exons. Lineage: Eukaryota; Metazoa; Chordata; Lepidosauria; Squamata; Cordylidae. The record is from RefSeq and is a predicted model, not a curated record.
UUAAAAUAUUUUUUUGUGGUUUUUUUUUUUGUUUGUUUGUUUUCUUCAUAUCAGCUAGUGUUCUUUUUAUCUGGGAGAUAUUAUCAAACUGAAAUAAUGAAAAACUAUUCUAAUCCUUCAUGCAUUUAAUCAAAAUGGUUACCAUUUUAUAAAAAGAAUUUAUCUGAUGAAGGAAACGACGCCAAAGAAGUUCAAGAAUCAAUUGCACAAUUGGUAUUACUAUUCCAAGCCAUCACCACUAUCACCUUUGUCCAUUCUGGAAGUCAAAUAAAAAAAUGAGAAGAAAACAUACUACUAUGAUACAACAAAUGGAACCCAUAAGAUUGUGAUACUGCUGCGCAUACUGUUUACCUGUUUUUCAGAUUACUUGAUGCAGGUUCCAUAUUCUCAAAAAAGGAUAAAAAUCUUUUGCCAACCUAUAAGUACAAACCUUAAAAGGAAGAUGGAGGAAUUAGCAGAUUUAGCAGAAACAUUACUCUUGUCAUUGACAUUAGCUGAAAAACAACUUCCUGAGAAAUUAUGGAUAAUUAAAACAUUGCAGGACCUUUCCACUUCUGAAGAAAACUGCAAAUUUAUGAUGACAGCUCAAGCACCAAAAAUAUUAUGUUCUCAUAUGAAUGAUGUUGACCCCUCUGGAAAGUUGCUGUUCUGUUCCUCCGAAAUCCUCUGGAAUUUGUUAGAGAAAGGUUCCAAGGAAGAAAUUAUUAAUCAGCUCAGUAAUGUGGAAUGUGUAAAUGCUCUGAAGGAAGCAUUUUUGAACCUGUUUUUGCGUGCCUCCAGCCAUUAUGAUCGUCAGCUAAGAAAUGACAUUUUAGUAAUAUCCACUCUCAUAGCUCAAAACCCAGGAGCACCAAUGAUUGAAACUGGAUUUGCCAAACAGUUAAUACUUGUUGCCACUUCUUUUGAAGUGAAAAGCCAUAAACCUUUGGUAAAAGGCUUCAAGCUUACUUACUGUUAUGAAGAUUUUGAAUGGAAAAAGUUGCUGUUUAACAUGCUUACUGUACUCUCAAAAGAUUUAUGUACUGUGCAGCUGCUGCAUGAGGGUAAAGUUAUGCUGGCUUUGUUUCAUUAUGUAAAACCAAAUCAGAAGCCAGGAGUGCGUGACUGGUCCGUAGCCCAGUACGAAGAAUUACAGCUCCAUGCAAUUGCUACUUUAGCUACAAUGGCUCCCUUGUUGGUAGAAGACUACAUGGCAUGCCAAGGAAAUACUCGCCUUCUCAUGUUUCUAAAAUGGUGUGCAGGCAAUGAUCCCUUCUUUGGUCAAGGCAACAGUUUCCAUGGUACAGGUGGUCGUGGCAACAAAAUAGCACAGAUGCACUACAGCUUGAGAGUACUGAAUUCUGUGGUCUCCCUUGGUGAUGCUGCUGCGAAUCUUGAUCUUUGCGAUCAGGGAGCAAUUAAUCAGCUGUUGAGUAUCUUAAAGAGUACAGCAAACAAUUUCAAAGAAAAAGAAGAUGCCAUUGUGGUUGAAAUUCAGACGGAUAUCUUUCUUAUCUUGUCAGCUCUUUGUGAAAAUAAUGUUCAUAGAAAGGAAAUCUUUGGAUGGGAAGGAGUGGAUACACUUAUUCAAUUUAUGAAGAUGGAUGCAAAGAAAUUCUAUAGUGGACUGGGUCAUAACCAUCUCCUUUUUAGCACUCUGGACUGUUUAUGGUGCUGUGUGAUUGGCUGUACCAUUUUAGAGGAUUAUUUUCUUGAAAAAGAGGGCCUCUUCACCCUUCUGGAUUUGCUAGUGUUAAAUGAAACCAAUGUAUGCAAUCUGAUUCUUGGAAUAUUAGUUGAGUUUUGUGACAACCCUAAAACUGUUUCCCAUAUCAAUGCCUGGCGAGGGGAAAAAGACCAAACUGCAGCUAAUCUAUUGAUAAAUCUAUGGAGGCAAGAAGAGGAGGAGAUGGGAGUGAAACAUGAUAAACUUGGGAGAAUUGCUGAUAUAAAAAACCCAUUAGUCGGCCAGUUCCAAAAACAACAAGAAAUUAUUCCAAUGCCUGCUACUUGUCCCACUGUUGCUGUCAUGGAUGUUGCUAAAAACAUGAGAGCAAAGAUUUAUUGUUUAAUAUGUAAACUAGGCUUUGAAAAUUUGCCUGGCCUCUCUGCGAAGGAUUUUGUUACACUUGCUGUUAUACGUAGAUACCUUGACUUUAAGGUUGGUGAAAUCUGGGGUGAAGUUUGUGCUGAGCUUAAAAAAGAAAAGUUCUACAGACCAGUCACUGCUGAUCAGGAAGCAUUGCAAGAUAUUACUGAAGCAUUUGAAAAUGUUGGAAUGAUGGUUCUCUCCCUCCAGAAUGAAAUGCUGGAAAGCAAGCAAUACCAGGAACUUUGGGAGGAAGAAAAAAGCUAUGCUAAGAUUCAAUUUCUCCAUAAGCAGAAGGAGAUGGUAAAUAAAUCUUGGGAAAAUUUAUUGAUCCGUACAUCAAAUUAUGAGGCUUUAAAGAGAGCAAACAGACUCCAAGAAAAAUCCAUUGAAGAAUCUAGAACAAAGGAAAGACAACAUAAUGCAACAUUCCAUCCAACUGAAAUUAAAGGCCUGAAUAUAACUAAUCCUGUGCAAUCUGUGUUGUUUUUCCAGGUUGCACCCGGUCGCCUAGCAACAGUGGAAAGUUCCUCUGCUGAACUGACCAGAGGGCCACUCACUGACACAGAGCUUGCACUCAAAAAGUUCCCUAUUCGUGAAGGAGCCUUUAAAAAAGUUGAAGAAGUUUAAGCAAUUGAUUUGUUUUAAAAAGAUUCCGUAUCUGUACAAUAAACAUUAUCCAGUACUGCUCCAGA